Neospora caninum is the source of this 363-nucleotide messenger RNA. RefSeq lists its product as hypothetical. The record is from RefSeq and is a predicted model, not a curated record. NCBI's taxonomy places the organism in Eukaryota, Apicomplexa, Conoidasida, Eucoccidiorida, Sarcocystidae. Bases 1 to 363 code for a protein of 120 amino acids. The transcript is spliced from 4 exons.
AUGCACAGCCAGAUCCGCGGCUACAAGCCCGUCAUUGACUGGGUGAAAAACAGGCUGAACGCCCGCAUGCGCCAAUACCGGAAAAGAUCCCUCAAGAAAAAAAACCAUAGCAAAGUUAUUCAACGAUUCAAACUCACAAGGUUCGGCUGGCAGCGACUUCGCUCGGGAAGAAACGGAGAGAAGGAAAACUUGACCCACAAGCAGCUAAAGAGAACAAUGGGAUACACCUACGUGUCUCGAGACGACCUGUGGAAAUUUCGGUUUCAGCUGCCGAGCCACAUUCUCCGCAUCCGGGACGCUCCGAUUAAUCGCAACCCAAACAUUCGAAAGAUCCGUCGAUCUCUGCCUUCCUAUUUCGGCUGA